ACAACAAACUUACACAUUAAAUUUUCUAAUUAAAUCCAUCAGCAUGAAUACCAAACUCAUUCUAGCCCUCAUGUUUUGCUUCCUCCUCAUUGCAUCCAAUGAGAUGCAAGUUGGAGAGGCAAAAGUCUGUCAAAGGCGGAGCAAGACAUGGUCAGGGCCAUGUAUUAACACAGGCAAUUGUAGCCGUCAAUGCAAGCAACAAGAGGAUGCUCGUUUUGGAGCUUGUCACAGAAGUGGCUUUGGAUUUGCUUGCUUUUGCUAUUUCAAAUGCUAAAUCAUUUCUAAGAGUGUGUGCUAUCAAAUAUGUGAUAGUGUUGUUUGAAUAAGGAUGUCCAAUUUACUAAAAUUGGAUGUACUCCUAGUAAUGUUUGUGUGUCCAAUCGUAUUGUAUCGUAUCGCAAUGUAUGUGUUGUAUUGUUGUGAUGAAUAUAAUGUUUGAAUAGAUUGUACUGUUUCCUGUCUUUGUUGGUAAAAUUUAUAUUAAAUUUGUAAUAAAUAUGGAUACUUCAUGUCC
This is a messenger RNA of Solanum pennellii, 514 nucleotides long. Its product is annotated as defensin-like protein 1. Gene Ontology annotation, biological process: defense response. The transcript is spliced from 2 exons. Bases 44 to 274 code for a protein of 76 amino acids. The record is from RefSeq and is a predicted model, not a curated record. NCBI's taxonomy places the organism in Eukaryota, Viridiplantae, Streptophyta, Magnoliopsida, Solanales, Solanaceae.